This is a messenger RNA of Aphanomyces astaci, 675 nucleotides long. RefSeq lists its product as hypothetical. NCBI's taxonomy places the organism in Eukaryota, Oomycota, Saprolegniomycetes, Saprolegniales, Verrucalvaceae. The coding region runs from base 26 to 547 and encodes 173 amino acids. The transcript has a single exon. The record is from RefSeq and is a predicted model, not a curated record.
UUUGCACGACAAACGCCACACCAAAAUGCACGAGUACGACAUGUCUUCGUUGUCCACACCACACCAUCAUACCCCUGCCCACUCAUUCAUCUCAAUCGUCUCUACGAGUGUUCGAACCAACGAUAUCAAGCCGACGAUGACGUCGACAACAACGUUGCCAGAAGAUAGGCGAUGCCGGUACAAGACAGGCAAGUGCCACUACCCCCGAGCGCUGAAAACCAACAAGAAGGAUGGCACGGACGCGAUGUUGCUGCUUUGCGAGCGUCACCGGCGAUUGCAAAACAAGACAAAGAAACGAAGCGACACCAAGUACAAAGCCGACCGGGCCAUGCUACGCGUAGUCAAGCGACUCCACCCAGACUUGUACACAUCCAGAGACAGCAGAAGCAGCUGCUACUUGGUUCCCCAGUCACCGGCGUCAUCGUCGUCGACUUCCACCACCACCGAGUCGUCGUCAUGCGCGUCCAACGCAGCCAAAAGAUUCCAGUCGACAUCCGAGCAGUUUUCCCCGUCAGAGCUAGAUAUGCUUGCCUUCUACUUGUUAUGAUGUGCAAGUGCUGCAACAACGUCUCCGAUAGAAUCCAUCCCCCCCACACACCCAAACACCAGCUAGGAUUGUCCUACUAGCAAUGUGCUAACUUACAAUACACAGACGACAUACUACCAGUAGAAUCG